AUGAGUAGAUUACUGACGGUCGAAUUGGAUAUGCAAACACCACAAGCAAAUAAUAAAUUACUAACCAGUCCUGGUAAAGGUCAACCGAAGAAAGUCGCAUCGGGUCAGAAGCCAGGCAAACCAAAGGCGAAGGUUACGUCGGAAGGGUCAUUGCCACCAUCCCAACAGAAUAAAGUACACGGUGAACAGAAAGAAACAAAGCCGAAAGGAAAUGCGGUGAAGCGUGGAACGAAUAAGCAAACACCCGAACAACAUAAAGCACCCGCGAGUCCUAAUAAAGAUCUUCCCCAGAAAAACGCAUCUGGUGUGAAGUCUGGUAAACCAGAUUCUACAGUUGGAUCAGACGGGUUAUUAAUAUCUCCACAAAAUAAGGCACAGAGUAAAAAAAAGAGAAAGAAGCCUAAAGGAAUUGACGUGAACAGUGAAACCAAUAAACAAACACCCGAACAACAUAAACCUCCCGUUAGUCCUAGUAGAGAUCCUCACAAACAAAACGCGUCGGGUGAAAAUUCGGAAACAUCAGACCCCAAGGUUACAUCAGACGAGUUGAUACCACCCCCACAAGAUGAAGUAGAGAGUGCAGAAACGGGAAAGAAGCCCAGAGGACUUUUUAGUGCAUUGAAACAUACCAUAAUUACGAAUAAACAAUGGACCCCCUUCACUGUGGGUAUUAUUGCUUACUUCAUAAUAAUGAUCACUACAAAAGUACUUCCUAAGGAUCAACCUGGAGCUACCAUAUCCUUAAUCGCAGUUGCAGUAAGCAUACUAAUUAUGCUCCUGAUUGUGCUAUUCCGGUUCUACCAUCGAAGGGGAAAAUUAGGUUUCUUGAAUGACAUUUUCAAGUGCAAAACGUCCUAA
This is a messenger RNA of Plasmodium fragile, 858 nucleotides long. RefSeq lists its product as uncharacterized. Bases 1 to 858 code for a protein of 285 amino acids. The transcript has a single exon. The record is from RefSeq and is a predicted model, not a curated record. NCBI's taxonomy places the organism in Eukaryota, Apicomplexa, Aconoidasida, Haemosporida, Plasmodiidae.